This is a messenger RNA of Postia placenta MAD-698-R-SB12, 808 nucleotides long. RefSeq lists its product as hypothetical. The coding region runs from base 66 to 713 and encodes 215 amino acids. The transcript has 8 exons. The record is from RefSeq and is a predicted model, not a curated record. Gene Ontology annotation, cellular component: membrane. NCBI's taxonomy places the organism in Eukaryota, Fungi, Basidiomycota, Agaricomycetes, Polyporales, Adustoporiaceae.
AUGCACUCCCGAACACCGUCGAACAGCUUGUGAUACAGCUUGGUAUCCCGAUUGCUUAUCCUCGAAUGGUGUUCCUUGAGACCAUGCUGGAGUCCAAGCUGAAUCCGCUAGUCGCCCUUGGCAGGAGUGGAUCGUUAGGCCUUGCCGGCUUUGUGAACAAGUUCAAUGCCGAUGCCGAAUUACUGGAUGAUCUGAACGAUCACUGGACUUCCAAAGCACAUAAGCGUGAACGUAACUGGGUAAUUGAGCAAAUGCAAAACUACGCGAGGGCUAGACGCGUCCGGGUCACAUUCCUAUCCGGAGAUGUCCACUGCGCUGCUGUUGGAAUGCUUAAAACUCUCCAUCAGGGCAAAGAACCACAGAUCCCGCCUUCCCAGGACUACCGCUACAUGUUAAACGUUGUAUCCAGUGCCAUUGUCAAUACUCCACCUCCCAAUGCAGUUCUAACAAUGGUCUCGUCUCUUGCAACGAAGACCCAUCGUACACUUCAUCACAUGCACACAGAUGAGACAAUGGUUCCGCUGUUUGAUCGAGAUCCGAACGGGCAGCCGGCUAAAAGCAAGUAUAUUAUGGGAAGAAGGAACUGGUGUGCCGCGGAUUGGGAUCCUUCCACAGGGGACCUCAUAUUCGACAUUCGAGUGGAGAUCGAGAAGGGGGCUGGGCGAACACACGGGUAUGUCGUACGAGCUCCGCCCCCGCGCUGGAAUGCUUGACAUCGCAACGCCUUGUCUUUCCGUCCUGCCGCUCUACAAAUACCCGAUCUCCGUCAUUGUGCCUAACUUAUCUAGUCGUCCAAGACGCUCCGUUC